AUGAACUUUGUGGUUGGCAGGACGGUCUGGGGAUAUCCAGGAUUGAGGUGCGAGGAUGAUGAUGAUGAUGUUGAUGAUGAUGAUGAUGAUGAUGAUGAUGAUGAUGGUGGUGGUGGUGGUGGUGGUGGUGGUGGUGGUGGUGGUGAUUUUUAAGACUAUGCGAUGUCAGUGCAUACAGGAUCGCGCAUGUCCGUUUACCACUGCUCCUCGUGAAAUGUGCAACACACUUCGGAUACACUGCGAAAUUUUAUGAACUCUUUGUGCUAUAUUCUUGAAGGCAUAGAGGAAUGUGUGAUUUUUCUUACGCAGAAAGCAUGCCACUAGUUGUCUGAAAUCGCUGAACACUGAUGCAAUGACAGAUCAAGCUCAAAAAUAUUCGGGCAUUGGGAAACUUUGUUAAAAUCGAUAUAUAAACUUUCUUCGUGUAGAAAAUGCAUCGACAGUGUUAUUUCCUAUCAAAUGAGUAAAAGGAAGCUUAGUUUGUGCACGUUUUUUAUAAAACAUAUUUGAAUUUCUAAGACCAUCGAAAAUACACGGGAAAAAUGAAUGCUAAUUAAGUAGGCAUUUUUUACCGCAUACGGUUUCUGCAGGAGAUCAAGAAGGAGCGCGUUAAAACGCCGACAUCCUGGCGAGUCCGAAAUGCUAUGAGAUUAUAUCGUACGCGAAUAAAUAAUAAAACCCCACCUAAGUAAUCCUUCCUAAUGGGAAACGAAUUCUAGAAUUUCGGCCAACAUUUCAGGAGCUCGGUCAUGCACUGUAGUUACCGUGUAUCUUCUUUGCCUUUUACAGGACAUCUAACAAGUCUUUUUCCCUUUUCUUCAAGUUUUAAGCAAAUGCAUGGUGACCUUUAAGAAAAAUUUAACGUAGUGAACAAAAUGCACUUAAUUUCCAUACUGCACAUAGGAGGUUCAAGAACUUUCUUGAAAGUGUAGCCUUAUGUACUUAUUUUACCUGUACCCAUAGAGUAGGUGGGUUAACACAUAAAACUUCAACCGAAAUUCCGAAAUGCGUUAUGGUUUGAAAAUAUUAAUUCAGUAGGGCUGUAAAACCAAUCAUCGUGCAGCAUAAUUCUAUAAUAAUUUAGUUACCACAGGAAGCCGGCUUUCGAACGAACUUUCUCCCCGGUGCGUGCAAAAACUACUGUCUGUAAAAAAUGACUUCUUAUAUAGCAUUCACUUUUCUCAUUGAUUUUCGAUACCCGUAAAAGCCCAAUUAUAUUUUAUGGAAAAUAUGCAUUAAAGAAUUCAUUCUUUUGCUCAUUCGGUAGAGCACUGCGUCCUCUCUUAAGUUUUUACUCGAAGGGGCGGAGCAUAAUUCAAUUUUACAAAGGCUUCUACUUGUGGGAUUUUUAAAUACCUUGAAGUGGCCGUUUAUAAGUCAUCGUGUUUUUCCUUUUCCCAAUGUGGCUUGUAAAGUUAACAAAAUGAAUCAAAUCCACCGCUUAACUUUAUGAACCUCAUAUGGUCUCCUCUUAAUGCCGUACAGAAAUUUGUAGUUUUCAGUAAGCAAAAAUAUACUGCUUGUAGUUUGAAACCCCUGAUCCAAGUGUCACGGUAGAGCGUGUUCAAAAUUUUGCGGGAAUUGGGAAAGUUUUUGAAAACCGAUUUAUACCCUUUCUUCGAGUAUAAGUUUGGAAUAAGAAGUAAUUAUCUACCGAAUGGCAAAGGACUAAAUAUCCUUUACAUGUUUUCCAUGAAAAUUAAUUGGACACUAAGGGGUAUCGAAAAUCAACAAUGACAUUAUUAAGGGGUACAUUAGACAGCACGCAAACUACCCAAAUUACCUUGUACGUUCGGCAAUUAUGAGCCGCUAUAUUCUGCCUCCAAUGUGGCGGAAAUAACUGUACCAGUGGGGUUAACGCACACUCAACCUCUCCCUUCAGCUAUAACACGUGCCUCGCACUCAUAACGAUGUGCUUGGCCAAGCAUCAUGCCCAACAUCCAACUGACUCUUCCACGUAUCCUGAAGGAAUUUCCGACGAGGUUUAGUUCUGCAGCUCCAUUCGGUCGAUAUCCUAUGGUCAGUAUUUUAACAAAUUUUAGAAGGUAAGAAUCUGUCGACCUUACAUAUAUCACGUAUUUGCGCAUUCCUUACCACUUCAAUCCAGCGAGUGACUGUGCCACGGGAGGAGAGUACUUAUACGCCAUCCUCGUUUUCAUCAGGUAUCAGUUUACACACGCUUCCUUGCGCCUGCUUCGAGCUCCGUUUUCACUCUUUUCCCCUUCAUAAUCAAGCCAGUGGCUAAGCGGGCUUGAAAAUGAAAUUGUUCGGAUGGAUUGGAACUUUAUCGGCUCCAUUACAAUGGCCAUGCACUGCGGAUUACCACACGGUUUCCUCCCUUGCCCUCCACUUGUGAUUGCACCCUCCUUAUCCUGCUAAUCCAGCGAGUGGUUGUGUCGUGGGAGAGAGUAUGAACACGCCACCUCCACGCGCUUCCCUGCGCGUGCUUCGAGCUCUGCUCCUGCGCCUAUUUUCCCUUCCUAAUCCAGCGGGUGGCUAAAGUAGGCAUGGCAACUUAAAUUGUUUUAGGAAGCCAACCAUAUGAUAGAACUCAGGUGGGGCUGCGGAACCAAACUUCGCCGAAUUUAUUUUAAUUUUUGAAAUCCUGAACGACUUAUGUGAACCUCGGCAAUCUAAUAUUGUAUCAGAGGGCCUUUACACCGUCAUUCGCAGUUUCCAGGGUAAAUUAUUCUCCCUGCGUGCUCUUUAGCCCACCUGGGUGAGGUUUCCAUGCAGUCACGGAGAAUGAUUGCAGUAGUUGGGCAGGCCACUGGAUGAAGGCGGUAUUUUCUGACUGUUUUCCGUUAGGAUUACUUUUUUUCGCGGGAACGUGGUCCAUUUAGGGCCAGUCUGAUUUUAAAAUGCGAAGUAAAUUCAUAGUAUCAGCUUUACUUUACAAAGGUUAGGCAGUGAUUGUGUAGAUUUAAAUUUUAGUAUAGCCAAGAUGUCCAUAGGAAGAGCCAAACUACUUGCAAAAAGGCGAGGAUGGAAGAUUACUGUGACUAUACAUAGAGGAUGCGGUUGCGACGUAAGGCCCUGUCCACUAAUGCUAUUGUCUCUUGCCUCAAUCGUAGAUGCCUAAACUUAAUGCAAUAAAUACUCAGUCGACCAAAUUCUAGUAGUUACUUGUUGCUAAUUCAUUAAAACUCUCGGUUAUUAUUGUGGUAACUACUCGGUAUUUCUUUCGUCCAUAAUGCUAAUGAAGGAAUUCUAUGUUUGCUCAAUCAAUCUUGAAAAAAUAUUGUUAUCGCAACUGAAGAGGAGGAGGCAUUGCGUUUGUUGGAGAUCUGUGACCGAAACAAUUGAUUACGCAUUCGGUCGACAUUUCCAGCGGGAAUUUCCGCCUCAUGGAGGCCGAAAAUUUAGCCACAUCCCACAAAAUUCGCCGGUAUUCAAGUGCUGGACGCAUCUCAAAUCACUGUUGGAGUCUGCUCAGCUAACCGCAUCCAAACUGCCCAGUUCCUCCGAUAAAAUUCCCUUGCCAAAAUUGCACUGCAUAUGUUAAUCGGAGUGAAUCGUUUCCUCGACCUUAUAACCUACCCUCUGGCGGUUGCUACCGAUCCGCAUGUGAUUGCAAUUUUGGGUUAGAUAAGAAAGUUGCUAGCAAUUUGAGGAUACUUUUUGACAAUCAAAGCCCUUCCUUCAUACAUGGACCGAGUGCUGUUCCUUACCUGGUCUCGUGUCCGUUUGCACCGAUCGACAAAUUUGCGCGGAAGAUUAUUCACUCUGAGCCUACAAGGAGCAUGCUCUACUUCAACAAUAUCGUCUCAGGAUUGAGUGUGUCAGCACAGCAUCUGUGCCCAACUUCGUUCGUCGCUGAUUUCCUGCCCGUUGCUAAGGUUUAGUAUUCCUGCCUCGUACUUGUCGCUUUCCUAUGUACUCGGGUCUUGGGACAGGUGCAAUCUCAGACAAGUAGGAACAUAGAGGAAGACCAUCCGAUUUUCACUUUUCCCUUCAUCGUGAACCGUAUAUCACGUUGGACUACGUUGUGAUGUCACUACUGAAUGCAAAUACCUCAUCCAGUACGAUAACAGAGAACAGAUUUGGCGGAAUUUCCUGCGCGUUUAUUUGUAUCUUCGUAAUCGCCUGUGUGCCGAAUGACUGAGUUAAUAGAACAAAUUAUCAAUGAUUAAUUUUAAAGGCGUUCGACAAUUAUGCACACAAAUGACUGCCACACACAAACGACGUUGAUUAUUCAGAGUGUGUUUGCAGUUAUCACGUGCAGACACUACCAGACUUCAAGAAACGCUCAAUUUGCCACGAGUUAAAGCAAACACGGAGGGGGCCAAACAGGCGGCCACAGGCUUACCUCACAGCUACCUUUCGUACUGAUGUUUGUUCAGUAGAUGUGCUUGUGGUAUUUUUUUGCCGCCGCGUAUACAUAAACCAUAAACACUCCCUCACCAUCUUCUGCACCGACUUCCCCACCCCCCCUUCCACCCCAAAGGCUUAUAACCUACGUCGUCCAAACAUACGCCUUCCACUUGGGACAGCAGCUACCAAAGGCUUCAGGCUCUUAAACUACUGCGGUAUUUACAUAAACACCUAACGCUCCGUCACCAUCGAGCCCACCCCUUCCCCCCCUCCCCCCCCCGCCAAAGGCUUAUCACCUACGCCGUCCUAACAUUAAUCCCGGCAGUCCUUUUCCCACCUUUAUACAAACUGUCAGCAUUCGACAACUCCCUAACCGGCUUUUCCCACUUCCGCCUGCUUCACAGUCUACUGCCCCCCUCCCCGCACCCUUUUGUUAGUUGACCUGAUAUGCCCUUCACUGCGGGUGGUUCGAGUCACCAGUCACCAGCUACCCCGAUUCCUCCUUACCGUCUGCCAGGGUUGGCAGCUGCCUAAGACCCUCCCCGCGCGCCAUCCUGUUCCCGCUCUAAAGGCCUUCCGUAAUCACUCCCUUUCUGCCCCAUAAGAGUUUACCGACGAGGCUUAGUGGAUGUCGUUGCCUUAUUCUACAUCGGUAAACAUGUUCACCUACCAAGCCUCCCUGGUAGUCGAUCAGUCGCCCUCUUCACUGUGUGUUGAUGGCUCCAUUACCAUUGUUAGAGAUACCUGCCCAACCCACAGACAACGUCCGUUCGAUUCUACCAUUAGCCCACAACCGGCUCUUAUCAGCUGACGCAGCCCUGCGGUUGAACUUUACUUAACUGAGUAUCAAACUUUCCUUCAUUCCGGAUGCUUACCAGCACCGUAAGCCAGAGCACUGCAGUAGCAAAAUGCAACAUUUACUCAAAAAUAGGAAAAGGGAACAACACACUAGGCAUACAGCGUAGUACAGAAAAUCGUCCCCGGCUGCCUUGGGCAGUGGCUUGCCACAUCACCAGCAAGCAACAGUUAGGUGUGCUAGAAAAGGGUAUGCGAUUACACGCUUGCCGUACACUGUAGUACCUCAGAUCGCCUUUAGCAUCCUUUUUUGGUAGCGGGUAUCCCCAUCGCCAGCAGGUAACGGCCGCAUUCACUGUGGGUAGGCAUGGAAAGUAAAUGGAGGAAGCACAGAGACUUACCUUCAAGUCUUCCGUCUGUGCCUUCGUUGGUUAGCUUAUCACAUCACCGUUGGUUGGCUCUCCUUUAUUGGAUAUGCUUCUGCCCAAUGUCGCGUAAAAGUUUCCCAGGAAGCUGCCAUGUUGUCGGCCCUUAGGUCGAACCAGAGGCGGUACUGAACCUCAUCUAGAUGGGCCCACACUGAUCUGCCACAGACAGGAUCAGACUCCUGUAGCUUGCUCUUCAAUCUGCUCCAGUAGGCCUCUACGGCGUUCGUAUGCCGACCCGUUGUGGGAUUCACGAAGACCCUACUGCGGUUGACGGUGUAGUGUGUGCAACCUUCCGACGGUAGGCGGGUAUAACUCUUCCACUCAUUCGUUACGAUAACACUACCAGCAGCCACCCACUUCACUAUGACGGGCCUUAGGGCCUGCCAGCUGCGGUUGUUAACCUGCUUAAACAGGGCUUUCCGUGUGCCUGUAUCGUACAUACCGACGACGCACAACUGGCGCCGCGGUCGUCCCUUGUGGUACUUGCGGCGACUUAUAAGCGUCUCGUCUAUCUGCACUUCCACGCCUGGUCCCCCAAUUUGGCUUACGGCGGAUAGAAGUGUGUGUGAGCAGGCCCCGCGGCAAAUGCUGUACCAUUCCAUGGCAGUAUUUCUACUGACACCCACAAUUGCAGCACAUCGCUUGGCCCGCCCACCUUCGACGAAAUUAUAGCAUAUGCGUAGCAGUGUCUGCAGACUGAGCUUGCUACCAACGAACAUUGACCCCGUCCGCAGACACCGCUUCCGUCUGAAGUGUCCACAGCGGAAGGCAUAAUCGUCCGUAUGCUACCGUAGCACUUGCAUCUGCACAGUACGCCGACAUCGGCAUGCUAAUGUUGUGGCCAGCAACCUCCACCGCUGCAAGUACUGAACGACACCUGCUGACUGAAAGACAGCUUGUAUUUCAUCCUCGGCGGUCUGUAUAACCCGCUGAGGACCGCGCCAACGUCCGCCUGCAGUCGGUGACGAUCUAGGUAUAAAACAGUAGGAGUUUAUAAUACUGCUGGUGUCAACUUAUACAUACCCCCCACCCCACUUUUCCCUUAUGCAUGCCCAGAGUUAAUUAUGGUAUACCUAACAAUGAGGAUCAGUUGAAUUAGCGGUAGCUUAUAGGUAGUAGGCCAUCAUGCGUUCUGUGCUAGCUAUUCGGACACAGCAUGACUUUUCCUGCAUUUACUCUUACAGCUUGUAUCCACCAGGCAAUGUGCUCUUGGCUAGGUAACAUAGCGCACUUAACGCACAUAGGAGUUAUGCAAACAAAUCAGUGGCCUUUCAUUUAAAUUGCCCUCCUCCUCCGCUGGCUAACGACCAACUACCUAGCACGGACCUACCUAACUGCCGACUACAUCUCUUACCACCCCGCCGCCUUUUACCUUAGCAUACUCACAAUGGGCACUUCGGUCCCCUUCAGCUAAUGGCAUGCUCUGAGCCCGACGUCGGUUGGUCCAUACGUCUGAGGAAUCCAAACCCCCCCUUUUUUUUCAAUGGAGACCAUGACAGCAGCGUGUAUUAAUAUUUCUCGAUGGAAGGGCUUUGAUGCAGACAAGGAGCAGUAUGAUUUUAGAGCGGUUGUGCACUUACUCACUGACAACCGACGGCGAUCGUGGCAUCUGACACGGCGCAGUUCCCCGGAGGCCCCCGCCAACACUACCUAAUAACCUACAUUUAAAAUUAAAAGGGUUACUUAAGUCUGCAAACUGCUCCCACCAUGGAAAUUUAAAAAUCUAUCGAAAGGGCGUACUUACAUACGGCAACCGACCACUUCGGGAGUUCGCCGAUCUGCUGUAGGUUGGUGCGGUGGCGUUGGAGUACGUCCAGGUAUCCUAAACAUUUUUCGCGUUAUGCGUAUUAAACGGUGCAUGCGGGGGAGAUCAGCGAUAUAACAGAGAGCGAGGGGGUGAGGAUGAGUUAGUAAGGGGCUGGGAAUUGAGGCAAUUGUCAUAAGCAGUUUAUUCAAUCAAUCCUUCCCAACCACAGCACUUCGAUGUCCCUUCCCGUCUCGCAUGCGCAUCUUCUGCUUCUCAUCCAUCCGCUGGCAAAUUAAAUUUGUUUCGUAAUACGAAAGACAGAAGGAAAUCUGUAUGCAUAACCAGAGCGGAUAAUUGCAAAUACGGAGUGCUAAAGUGCUACUAGGGUCUCUAAGAUGCUAAGAUGUGAGUUAAUGUGACCUGAUAUUCCAGCAUCUUUUUUGAAAUUCGAGCACUAAUCAUGUCAAAACAGACGUGCAGUCAGUAAUUUCAGAUGGCAUAUAAGCCUGACUUUUAUCACAGCACUUUUCAUCACUUUUUCUCUAUUUUAUUCAGGUCUAGUCCUUAAGAGGUCACUCCUAGCAUGGAAGAAAACUUGAGUUAAUAGACUUGCAGGGCAAAAUUAUGUAUUUUAUUUGCUGGCGCCAGUCCCCGACAGCCACGUGGUUUAUUUUGUUUUGAUUGCAUAGACAAAUUGAUGAAAAAACAGGCUAGGAUUGCAAGACUCGCCCGACCUUAGCCGCAGACCAGACCAAAGUUAAAAGGGCGCGAGAGAAAGGCCGACGCUGAGGAGAUCAGGCGAGUGAUCAUGAAAAUAUGGAUAGAAUUUGGAGAUCAUUCCAUCAGAAAUGUUAACAAAUCUUACGGAGUAAAAAAAGCUUCAGAUGACAAAGGACACCUAAAUCGUCCUCAGGCUGAUUGCCCCAAACGCAUGCACAUCGACAAAUGACCAUCACUAUUUUUGAAGAGACAUAGAAAAGUCAGGAAAAACGAGAUCAGUUGAGGAGAGAAGUGCGAAAACUGAAAUAUCCCUAGAAUCGUCUGCUAAACCUGUGGCUACCGACACAAAAAAAUCAAGACGAGGCAGUUCUGGUGAGCUGCCAUAAAACGGCUUCUACGCAUUGUUAAUUCAACUUAAAAAUAUAGAACCCUCAUCCAACAUAUCUGACAACAUCAGUCUUCCUUGAAUUUCAAAUUACUCCGAUCGUGCCUAUUUGAUUUAUAUCAAAGCCUUAAAUGAUACGGUUGGGCAAAUAUCUCAAUUAUUGCUUCGGGGAAUUACUAUUGCAAAGGGACUUAAAUAAUUGCCCCUUGCAAUGACACGACCCAUCGAAUUCCAUGGUAUGACUGAACCGUCAGUCAACUGAGAUAAUUUGGACCGUUCUGAAGGCAUGACUGAAUGAUUGCCAUAAAAUACUAAAGUGACAACUGCUGUCUCAGAAACAAAAUCCCUAUAAACCUUUAUUUGACAGUUCGACCGUCGAUUUCGACGAUGUCCACCGUGUUCCCCACAGCUGCAGCAGCGAUGGGAGCAGGGACGGUGACUUACGCAGGGGUUUAUAGUGCCAGAAGACUUGCGUAGCAUCUACCUACACUCUCUCCUCCUCCCCCGCCUGGGCCCGGUGUCAAGACAGAGUCAAGAAGACCGGAGACGAGAGAGGCCGCAGGUGGAUGGCUCGGACGGAUCCUCACAUUGGCGUUCCACCACACCCCCUGGACCACACAACAAUAACCAGGAUUUCAACCAACACAACAGAGAUUUGGAGGCUGGCACGGCCGAAGCCGCACCUGGGCGUGCCGGCAACGCCUGGCUCGGAUCCCACACUGUAGUAGGAGUGCCAUAAAGGCCACAUUAAAAAGGAGCCAUUGCAGCCUGACUCUCAGACCGCCUCCAGUAAUGGAGGAGGUCCAAGGUACCCCGUCAGUUGGCAACCUUCCAAGCUACGGCUUUUAGCGCACCAAGAUAGCUUCAAGCGCGUCAGAUUGUUUAUUUAGAACCAACAUCGCGCACACACUCAUUUCAGCCGACACAUUCCUUCACAACACCAAGUCUAGGAAACUCUCCUAUAUCCAAACGGAGCGGCGGUGUGCAGAACAGCCCAAAUCCUAGAUAAAACGUUGACAAUAGAGGCAAAGAGACGAGUCCCAGGAAGUAGUCUUGAAGAAGGAGACACGAUCGCCGGGACAAGAGCUUUAUUAGCCUGAAGUUUCGGAUUCCUACUCGAAUCCAUCUUCAGAAACAAAAAAGCAGAAACGGGUGGUUGCUGCACAAGGGGCUGCGGUAUUUAUAGGAUGCAGUAGCCAUGCUACCGCAUACCUAUGAACAUUCACGGCUCCCCCCUUUGUCCUUUAUCAGACGGAGGCAACGGAGGAGACUAAGAGUCUCAUCCGACACCAAGUGUCGUCUCUCCUGAUGGCCCACAGGCCGCGGAAAGUGCUUUCCAAGGUCGAACGUGAUGCGCUUAGAGAACUGAAGGCCGACAAAGACCUGGUCAUCGUGCCAGCGGACAAAGGACGCGCCACAGUUGUACUGGACAGGACAGACUACCUUCAAAAAGCCAAAGGUUUACUGGAGGACUGACAGUUCUAUGUCCCAUGUGCAACGAACCCUUUAAAGGCGCUGACACGCGAAAUUAAUGCUACGUUGUUGGCCUUGGAGAACGCAGGUGCAAUAACACCGACCGACAGACGCAUGGCGAGACCCCAAGAUACGGCUUUGGCCCGAUUCUAUGGCCUUCCUAAGGUGCACAAAGACGGCGCUCCUCUCUGACCCAUCGUGUCGCUCAAAGGGACUCCAACGUACGGACUUGCGAAGUGGCUGUUCCGGCGUCUCAAGUUUCUGACCGCUGAGUCAGACACCACGGUCUCUUCGUCAGCACAAUUCCUGGAGAAAUUCAAAGGGGUAAGCCUCCAUCUAAAUGAGGUCAUGGUGUCUUUUGACUUUACAUCCCUUUUUACCUCAUUUCCCAGGACCUGGCGAUCGAGACAAUUGAGCUGCUACUACAAAGCAAAUACGAUGAAACGGAGAACCGUCUUGGACACGCCCAAAUCCUUCAGCUCCUGAAGCUCUGUCUCAGGACGUACUUCACGUUUGACGGGACAAUCUACGAACAAGUGAAGGGCACCCCAAUGGGUUCGCCGAUUUCGGGAUUCAUCGCCGAGGCGGUCCUGCAACGAUUAGAGUCGCUGGUCUUCCAACAACACAGACCGAAAUUCUGGGCCCGGUAUGUGGAUGAUACCUUCGUCGUCAUCGAACGGGAUCAGGUGUUGACAUUCCGAGAACGUCUCAACGCCGUCUUCCCGGACAUUCAAUUUACGAUGGAGGAGGAAGAGAACAACCUGGAUGUCCUCGUAUGUCGCAAGGAUUGUGGCAAAGUGUUCAGGAAAGCGACAAAUACGAUGCAAGUACUGAACUUCAACAGCAACCACCCAAUCAGUCACAAACGCAAUUGUGUAAGGACGCUCUAUCGGCGUGUCGAAACACACUGCAGUGAGCCGGAAGACAAGAUGGCCGAACUACAAUACCUCCGACGGGUCUUCAAAGCCAAUGGCUACCCGCGCAACUUUGUCAACCGGUGCAUACGCAAAAUGGACGAAAGGCCUAACCGUAGGGACACCAAAGUUUGGCGAGCGCUUCCAUAUGUCAAGAACGUUUCGGAAGCUGUCGGCCGCCUUCUCGCACCACUUGGUGUUGGAGUUGCACACAGACCGCAGACAACCAUCAGGCGUCAGUUGAUGAAACCAAAAGACCCACUGUCACGGCAAGAAACGUCUGGAGUCGUUUAUCGGAUCUGGUGCAGUUGCGGACAAAGCAACUACGUCGGAGAAACCGGAAGACAGCUCCGAACGCGAAUGGCCGAACACGCUGCAGCAGUGCGGAGAAAUGACGCCACCUCUCAAGUUGCGGCUCAUUCGACGGGUUCCGGCCACACAUUCAAAUUUGACGAGGCCGAAAUUCUUGCAAGAGGUAACAACCGCGUGAGCCGCGAGCUGCUUGAGUCAUGGUUUACCGGCCUCCAGUCUAUCAACAAGUGCGAUGAUCUUCCCAUUCAAUACAGCGUGCUGAGACUUCGUCAAGGCGGAGUAAUUGGCCACGCGGGGAGCGCACUGGUGAACACUCCUCCCAACACCCGGGUCAGCGCGUCAGAUGGUCGAGCAAUCAUCACGCCAACAUCCAACGCACGUGAUGAAAUUGCAGCAAUUAACGACGCGAAUAUCGACCAUCACGCCACGUGCAACGAGCCCUGA
This is a messenger RNA of Spirometra erinaceieuropaei, 11532 nucleotides long. Lineage: Eukaryota; Metazoa; Platyhelminthes; Cestoda; Diphyllobothriidea; Diphyllobothriidae. The record is from the annotation of a GenBank genome assembly.